Molecule: messenger RNA, 5377 nt
Organism: Amoebophrya sp. A25
Lineage: Eukaryota; Dinophyceae; Syndiniales; Amoebophryaceae
Source: the annotation of a GenBank genome assembly
UACAGGUUGAGUUUACAAGUCUUGUAUUUGUUGUACUAGACUUUUUUUUAUUUACUCGUUGUAGAAGCUGAAGCAAUAGCAUCGAGCCAUCAUUAAUAUUCAUUCAUGAAAGUGGUAAAAAACCCGUUUGUUUUCCUUGUUUCCAACGUUAGUUACCCAUUUGUUACUCGCAAAGUUAGAAAAAAUGAAAAAUGAAAAGCAGGCUUUCAUCUCCCAGUGCUAGGGAGAAAAUUUCCGCGCCAAAGGGAUACUGGGAUCAUAGUCAAAAUUCUUCGCCAGGAAGAUCUAGUAGUGCUGAAAGGAAAAACCAAGCAUCAUCUCCCAAGAUUAGCGUUUCUUUUUCUGGUUUUAGUGGUAUAUUAACAACCGAAAAUAAGAUGAAGAAUCCGCCAGGCGCCGCACAGCCACAGAGAACUAGUGGGAAGACUAGUAUGAAGAAGGCACCGUCAACUUCUUCAUCGUCGACGCCCUCAUCCGCGACGUCUUCGUCCUCGAAGCUGAUUGUUGGUGAUGGGGAACCUGCGUCGUCAUCUUCUUUGUCUAGUAACGCUUUGCAUUUAAGUCUGGUGCCUAUUUCUUCAUCAACAAUGGCUUUUGCUACAGCCCUUCCCCAUCUCUCCAUCAACCAAGGCAAUACCAGGAUUCGAAAUGAGCUGUGGAUAAACCCCGUGACAGGCCGUGUAGAAGCGUAUCAGACGUCGGCCGGCUACGCCAAUGUUCUGAGCAAAUGGGACGAUCAUUUGGCUCGUUCUUGUAAUUUGAUCACGCCAAAAACCCAAGAUCCAGCGUCCUCUCCGGAAGAAUCUGAGCACUUAAUCGCGCAAGAAGAAACAUUUGACGCAGUGUUUAGAGAUGACUAUUCCAGUGAUGAAGAAGGCGAAGAUGCUAGAAGAGAGAAUGGGAGUGAUGGCUCUGCGUCACAGGACCUUGGCGGCUCUGAGGAUGUUGAUAACCUCGAUGGUCAAGGUGCGUGGAUUUCGGAAGUGAAUGAAGCUGGAGAAGAAAAACGACUUCAUCUUCUACAACCUGAAAAUAUAAUUAGACCUGCUUCAACAGCUUCUGGAACUAAAACUAUUGCAUCAUCUUCAACAGAUUUAGUUGUAGCUUCUCCUCCAGGAGAUAGCACAACAACUACCACGACCACUGUCUCUACGACCAAAAAUCAUCAUCAUUUUGCGCCAAAAGACACCAAAUACGAGUCUGACGAUGAGGAAGACAAGCAGUAUCCGUACCUCUGGUUCCGCCGUCAAGGGAAAUGGACUCCAGACGCCGAUGCGGAGCUUGUCUCUGGCGUUCAGUGGCAAGCUAGCACUGAAGCUAGAGAAAUGGACCUCCUGUUCGAGCGCUUGCCGCAAGAAAAACGUCGCACACAUUUGGGCAACGUUGGGCAGAGAGGUGCUGCUGGAGGCGCAGGAGGACAUGGCCAAAGCGAGUUUCAUCGAAUUUUCCGGUUCUGCGAUGAGAAUCCAGACUUAGUGAACAGCCUCGAUUGGCGAGCCGUAGCAGCAUAUGUCACCUGCACAGUAAAUGCGAAAAAGGUGCGGUCGUAUUGCAAUAGCACCAACAGAAUGAGACACGAGGAGCGACGUAAACUAGGCUUGAUAAGAAAAUUAACGACAAAAAAGGGCUUUGGGUUUGAAGGAAACGGUGUAAACGGUGAGGGUGUAGUAGAAGAAGAGGAUCCAGCCGAAGCCGAGUGGUGGGAAAAUGGAGACUUUUUUUUAGAUGAAUUAGAAGAUCAUGGACAAGAAGGAGAGCCGUCAUCUUCUUCAUCAUCUUCCUCUGCGAAGAACAAUUCUAGUAGUAGGAGAAAUAACCUCUCACAAGCACAGCAGGCAAAACUCCUAGCUUUACCAGACGCUGUAGAUGCUGAUGAGAUUACAGCGGAGAUUUUCACGUCUUUGCUAGAAGGCAGUGCGCAGAGCGCGAUUCCGCACAUCCACUUGGUGAGAAAACGCAAGUUGGCGAAGAAGAAAGCAGGAGCAGAUAGCAUUUCAACAAAGCAAAACCUCCCAUUCCACCAAGGUAACAACAAGAGCCCAUCUUCUUCAAAUAGAAAUAAGCAGUGGUCUUCUGAGGACGAUUUACUGGCAGACGACGAUCGAGCUACUUUUGGCGAGCACGAAGAGUUCGAUGACAUUGAAGAGGUUGUGUUGGGCGACGGCGGAGACGACGAGGCGGAUAAGGACAAUAUUACUGCUGAGAAGCAACAGGGACACGAUGAACAAGAAUUAAUAUUAAGGGUUCCCACAUUACAUCCCUCACUAGUAUCAUCCCUGACUCUUUUUCCAUUUCCUGUAGGAAAAAAUGAGUCAGGGAUCACGUUCUGAGGAAUGAUGUAAUUCCGUAAGAACUUCUAAUAAUAAGUCAAGAUACUUCUACAACUUCAACUUCCUCCAGCGGUCUGAAAAACAAGAUCCGCUUAGUCGUCUAUUCCGCAAGAGAUUGCCUGCAAAGAUUCGGGUAUCUGCGUGAGGAGAGAAAUAGCUUGAUAUGGGAGAAGACCAAGAAGACCGCUAACUUCUUCACUUCGGGCCUGAUGGAGCGUCCGUGGUCUAAGGCGGAGGAAAAAGCCCUACUAGCACUGCUCAGUGUCUAUGGAGAGCGCGGCAACUGGGUAGAGAUCACGAAGAAAUUGACCGACUUGGAGCCACAGAUCAUCGAGGAGGAAAAGCGAGAAGAAGCGAAAGAGAAAGAAGGAAAUUCGAGCAUCAAGUCGAAGAAGAAGAAUAUGGUCGUGGGACUGGGAGGUAAAAACAAGAAUACGGGAGGCGCAGGCGCUAAAGGUAGUACUUCUGCUGGAGGUGAAAAUGGUGACGAGUAUGGAGAAGCAGAUAAAGAAGCAGAUACUUGCACCUCCACUUCCACUGGUGCGAAUAUGGCUCGUCGUCCUCGUUCCGUCUGGGGUGUGUUCACGCAUUAUCUUCGCGCCUUGGACAACUCCACUCGCAUGUUGGGGUUCGAUUCCAAGGAGUGGUCUGAGGAAGACAAGGGCAGGAUCCUCAGCUUUGUGCGUGCGAAUUGGAGUCAGCCUCGCUUUCCUUGGCAGGUUUUUCAGUAUAACCACAUGCCGAAGAGACCGCUGAUGUCGUUUGGUCUGGUGAUGCGGAAAAUGGUCGGCUACCAGAAUCCGGAGUGGUCUAGACCCGAAUUAGAGAGGCUAGAAAUCAUCCGUCGGGUGAUGCGACUGCCCUCUCACAGUAAGAAAUGGCUCGUCGCUGCUGAGAAUACUACGCAAGAAGGAGUACUUGGAGGAGCACAGGCAGAGCAGACCACGACCACAGAUCUUCAGGUGGAAGGAACUUUUAGUUCCAACGACGCAGGCAAAGACACCGAUCUUCGUUCUCUGAUCACUCCCAGUGAAAAAGAGCUUCUGAGUCAACGUUUGUUCAUCGACUCUUGUGUCCCUGACUUCUUUCCGGAACGCAUCGUUCUCAUGCUGAAACGACAAUUGGAAAGGCAAGAACAAGCCCAAAAAGUGCCUUUCAAAUGGACUGCUGAAAAAGACGCAGCCUUGAAGGAGUGCAUUGAAUUCUAUAGGCCAGGCAUGUGGCAAGAAAUAUCGGAGCGCAUGUCAUCGAAAUACGGCUACAAAGUCCCACCUUUGCGGAUUCAUACCAGGUUCAUGCGCCAAAACUAUGACGGCAUGGCGGACUUUUACGACAGUCUUUUGGCGAAAAGCUACGCGUGCUUCCCGCAUCGACCGGCUGGGUAUGGACGAUCGUUUAAACAAGAACUGUUUAUGGAGCAGAAGACUAAUUUGACAGUAGGAGAGGUGCUAGAUGAAGAAAAUAACAUGCAAAAAGCAGCUUUUUCGACAUUGGAGGAUGUUGACGUUGGAGGUGAUCAUGUUGCAAGUCGUGGUACGUCUUCCGCGGCUGCUGCAAGCCCGGCCACAUCAUCUUCUUCCACCAGUGCUAAUGGUUCAAAUGUAUUAACUGAAAAAUACGGGGGCACUACAACAGGUGGAGUUCUUCUAGCCGCGGGAGCUGACCAAGAGCCGACAAAAAGUAAUACCAGAGAUUCCUCCGGACCUGCUAAGAAGAAAAGACGUGUUGUCGAUAAAACUUUCUCAAAUGUGAUCGACAACGUUUUCCUCGAUGCUGGUGAGGGCAAAAAUAUGCCCAGUACAGGUGUUACUGGUGGUGGCAUAGGAGUAUUGCUUGAAGGAGGAAAGGGCCUUCGAGGUGGAAGACGAGGUCGUGGUAAUAGAAGGAAAAACAACAAGAAGAAGGAAGAAAACUUGAUCGCGGAUGACAUGGAAGUUGAUGACUUGCCAUUAGAAGAUGCGCCAGUAGAUGGGCGUGAGGAUGCUCAUCUAGAAUUCGCCGACUAUGAGGACGACGACGACGGACUACCUGAGUACAAACGCUCUGGUCCUGCAGGAGGAGGUGGUCUUCAAGCUGCUAGUAAAAACGGCAAAGCCAACUUGAACAUAGCCAAUGGAUCCAACAAGCGGCUGCAUAAACAAGAUCCAUCUUCAGCCGCAAUACCACAUGAUCAUCAGGCAGAUGACGCUACUAGUGCAAAUCAUGACAAGAAAUCUUCCGAAAUUUCCUUCCUCCAUUCCGCCGCCACUCUCGAAGAACUUGCCGCAACUGCUACUUCCGCUACAGAGUUGAGACACAGACUUUUGACUACCAAAGUGGUGAAAGGGAACACGAAGUUGGAUCAGAUCUUGAAGCGUGGUAUUGUGAGACGCGCUAUCGAGAAAACAGAACGAGUGGCGAAACUUCAAGGGCGUCAAACGAGGGCAGAGAAGGAAAUGGAGAGAAACAUGCUUCAUGACUUGAGGCAGCUGGCUGCUUCACGGAGUGAAGUAGAUGCAGCGUGAAGAAGCGGCUGUGAUUGAUGCUAACUACUCACUGGAUUUCAGACAAUCAAUAGAUUUUACUUAUACUUUUUAGAUCAUUUUCCGAUAGCAGUAUGCGUAUGGCCAAGAAAGGCUAUCUUCAACGCGGACUGAGUAGUUUCGUGGUCAACGACCACACAAAAGCUACUAGGACGUUCUGCGAAGACUGUCAGAGUGCUUUAAUUUUAGUCCAUUCAAUGUACAAGUACAUCUCUUGCUUAAGAACAAUAAGAAGAAAGCAAAAAAAAGUACUAGUUGUUCAAAAAAAGCAGGGCGCUUCAAGUUACAUGUACAACCACUCAAAUCCACUGAUUUUUUUACCUUUCUCAAGCACUCAAAUAUCCAAGGACAUUUAUCAAACACUCGAACAUCAAAGGAUAUUAAGAUCACUCGUCGUAAAUCACCCGAUCUUCUAGGUCUCGGUAUAUCUACAACAACAUGAUGAACAGACUUUACACGACGUUGAAGAUGAAGCAAACAGAACUUUUUCUUGAACAUCGAAAGGUGCUCCCGAAUACAACCUCU